Molecule: messenger RNA, 7618 nt
Organism: Poecilia latipinna (sailfin molly)
Lineage: Eukaryota; Metazoa; Chordata; Actinopteri; Cyprinodontiformes; Poeciliidae
Product: vacuole membrane protein 1-like
Exons: 11
Coding region: 155-1225 (356 amino acids)
Source: RefSeq, a predicted model, not a curated record
CCACACCCUGUACUCAAGUUAUGAUGCAGUUCAUGGGUAACAUACUGUUGCCCUAUAUUACCAGUGCAGCUCCAACACAGUGGCUUCAUUUGAGCUCAGAGGUCCUUGAGGAAGAAACACCAGCUGUAACGGACUCCCUGUCAGCGGAAGGAGAAUGAUGGCAGAGUGCGGGGCCGAAAGCGAGCAACCUCAGAGGCGUCUUGGUGACAAGAAGCAUAAAAACGGAGAACUCACAGACUCAGAUCUUCCAGAAGAGGAGAAGAAGCAGAGAGACAGGGAAGACCAUGAAAGCCUGGUGUUAUGGAAGAAGCCUUUGCUCACACUUUACUACUUCUCCCUGGAGCUGUUCAUCACUCUUAAAGGGUGGAUGUGGAGGCUUUGGCAUCAAAGACAGACAGUGUUUGGACUUGUGAUGCUGCUUAUCCUUCUCUCUAUUGCUUACCAUAUUGAGGGACCACAUCAGAAGUACGUGCGCUACAUGGAGAAGAAGACGCUGUGGUGUGCCUAUUGGGUCGGCCUGGGUAUCCUCUCCUCUGUGGGUCUUGGCACUGGCUUGCACACCUUCCUGCUCUACCUGGGACCUCACAUCGCAGCGGUGACCCUGGCAGCCUAUGAAUGUGGUUCGGUGGAAUUCCCUGAGCCUCCCUAUCCGGACCAAAUUGUCUGUCCCCAACAGGAAGCACCGACAUCCGGCCCCGGUGCCGAGCAGGUGGAUGCGGGGGCAGACGGGAUGGUGGGCCCAGCGGGCCUCCAGGGAAGCAUCUCCCUCUGGACCAUCAUCUCAAAAGUUCGUCUGGAAGCUUGUAUGUGGGGCGCCGGUACUGCUAUAGGGGAGCUCCCUCCUUACUUCAUGGCGCGGGCUGCCCGCCUGUCCGGCGCUGAUCCAGAUGACGAAGAUUACCAGAAGUUUGAGGAAAUGCUGGACCAGACCGAGUCCGCCCAGGAUUUUGGAUCCCGAGCGAAAGUAGCCGUCCAGAAGCUCAUCCAGAAGGUCGGCUUCUUUGGGAUUUUAGCCUGCGCCUCUAUCCCGAACCCGUUGUUCGACCUGGCCGGAUUAACGUGCGGACAUUUUUUGGUCCCCUUCUGGACGUUUUUUGGUGCGACGCUGAUUGGAAAGGCUGUGAUCAAGAUGCACAUUCAGAAACUGUUUGUGAUCAUCACCUUCAGCAAGCACAUUGUGGAGCAGAUGGUCUCUCUCAUUGGGCUUCGUCAGCCAGCAAGUUGAUGACAUAAAGCAGGAAAGACUCAAACUCAUCCAGCGGAUGCAGGACUGGAUCAGGGAGCUUUCCGGUGUUUGGCGUGCCGUCUCAGUCCUCUCGUUUGAUCUGGAGCGAGACGCUGCGUCGAGGCUGAGCCGCUCGCUCGUAUGUUUGUGGCAGUUUUUCCAGCCUUCAUUUUGAGGAAAGCUGCAGCGAUGAGGGCCGUCGGACUGAAGUGUUUGGGGUUCAGACUUGUUUACAUCAACUCACUAAAUGUUGGGGGAGAGCUGGAGGAUAUGGCUUAAAAAUAACAUGAAGUUUUUUGUGUAUUUAUUUUUUAUAACAGCCAAUUUAAAUCAAGGUUUUUCUUGCUUUCUUCUCUAAAAUAGAAAUUACAAAUGACAGAAAAUACUUUCAGAAAGUGGCUUCUAUUUCCAUCACCUUUCUUUGAGUUGCACGGCGAAGUGUUACGGCCCGGUUACGAGAAUGUUUAUUUAGUUCUGAGUUGAGUUGAAAUAUUAGCAGAAUGAAGAUGCAAUUUUACCAGAAAAAAACCAUCUUAGAAUUACAAGAAAACAUUUGUUUAAAUGAGAAAAAAGCUUCAAUAGUUAUCUGACGUGACAAGCUCAGUUCUUUGCACAAUCAUUUCUGAGUCCUUUUACUGAUGAUUUGUUUCCGAUGUGUUAAAAGAUGAAAUAUUUCUAUAAUGGUAAGUAUUAUCUAUAAAGUAUAAUUUCAUGAGAUUUUCAACAUUUCACACUUUAAUUUAAAAAUAGGACUUCAUUCACAUAGUGAGAAAACAAUACCAAACAAUCUUAGUCUGGCCCUAAUUCUUGGUCGCAGAGCUGACCUUAAUUCAAAGUCCAAAUAAACAGUCGCUGUAACACACAGUUGUCAAACAAGAUGGCCGCCGAGGGCGUUCUGACAUCACUCGGAACUAUGAAAACCCAAGAAGUGCAAAAAUCAGAAUUUGUUUUGGAGAAUCACAACUUUCCAAUAAUUAAAUUUUCAAAAUCCAGACAUUUUGAUUCAUCGAUAAAAUCAGGGACUGAUGUGAGUUCCUACAAAUGUUGCAGAGAGGGAAAAAAAAAAUUAACUGAAACGAUAUAACUAAUCACAGCAAUAGUUUAAUCUUCUCAGCGACCCUCACUUUAAAUCCAUCUUAUUGAUUGAGCCGGCCCAUCGCCACAUGCUGCAGGGCCUCUCUCUGUCAUACUCUGGUGGUGAAAGCAGAAAGGGAGAGUCCAAACCUCAAAAGCUCAACCAGCACAGACUGAUGUGUUGAGCCAGGAUGGACCUGUUGCCAUGUGAGUGUGUCUCCAAGGCAGGAGUCCGUUACCGGCACACUGGGCCGCCGGGUCGCUGCUCCUGCAGCACGAGGGAGGCCGUCCGCUUCAAGGGGUCCCAGCGGGACGCUCUCGUUACUGGGGUGUGAGGAGGUGUGCUGGUGUGAACUACCACACCAGAGGUGGGUACCAGUGAUGAGGUGCGGAUCUUUGCACGGCAGUUCCAAGUCGAGGCCAAAUCCACGUCUUUAAUUAUAAGUUUAAACAAGUUAAAACAAGUCGUCUUUUCUGCCUUUUGGAUCCCAAAAGAGCUGCUGUGAGUUUCCAUCGUCUUCAUUCAGCACCAAAAAGAAAACAUUUACCUGGAACGUUGUUUUGUUUUAUUAAAGCAAUCUAUAAAAAAGUGUAAGACUUUUUUUUUCCUCCUCCAAGAAGUAACAGCUCAAUGCUUUAUUGAAGUAGUUUUUAAUGCAAAUGUUGCUUUUCUGUUACUUCUUCAGUUUCUUUGUUGGAAAUCUGUCAGAAUUAGAAAAUAAAUCAAUAAAAUCUGCACGUACGUCAUGUUUCACACACUGUCACAACUGUGCAAAAUAAAAAUAUCUAUAAAAAUGCAAAGUUAAAACAUUUAUGCAUUGACAAAAACAUCCACACAAAAAGUUUAAUCUUUAGGAGACAUUUAGUUUAGUUCCUAACACCUUCAGUAUAACAAGAGCUUUAAAAGUGAGUAAUCCUACAACCUGAGGCCUAACCGCAUAGAAACUCACUAGAUUUUAAAAUAUCUUUCUAUUACUUAAUUAAUCUAAAAGUCUGAUUUUCCUACAUUUACAGUUAAAUACAAUUGAUAUGCAUGUCACAUUUAUAAUAAAAAACACUUUAAAGAAAUUGCACCAACAGAAAUGGAUUAUUUUCCUUCUUAUUCUCAUUACUGACAUCGAAAGCAUUCUGAAUAUUCAAUUUCUAAAUGCGUACAAAUAAACGGACUUCAUUUUUUUGUUACCACACAUAAGUUUUCAUUUUUCCAACUAUAUACCGAUAACCCCGACAGAUUUAGAUCCAGCAAAAUCCUUUAAUUUUACAAACACGUUUCUUCUGAUUGGAAGGAAUAAUAACUAUUUUGAGUGACCCAGACAGAUUUCUGACUUGAAUCUGAUGGAGAUCCUGUGGAGGGACAUGAAGAUCCCCUAGGAGGCCAGAAAUUUGGAGGAUUUAGAUUUCAAAUGAUCAACCCAGAGGUGGGGGGGGGAGGACAAAUCUCUUUACAUUUCAAAAGAACUGAGUAAAAAUAGUUUAAAAAAACAAAAAACAAAGAUUUAUCCAUGUGAAUUUACACAUUAUUUAAAAACAGCAUGGGGGAAAAAAAUAUCUAUACACUUUAAGCAAGAUUGUGGAACAAAAUGUUGGUGUUGCAACAAUCAAACCUUCAGCUUUUUUUCUUCCACUUCUAUUUUGGUGAUAUGUCUUUGACGUUGGAAAGCCUCCUUUCCGUCACCCUAACCUUAGCGACCUCCACAGAUUCUCCAUUAGUUUCAACAGAGUCACUCAAAAAUGUUUCUUCCAAUUUGAAGAUGUCAGUUUAUAAAAUGCUAAAAUUUAAGCAAGUGGAAAUUAAUGUAUAACAAAAAUAAGUCAAAUGAAGCUCUUUUGUUUGUAUGCAUUUAGCAACAGAAUAUUCAGUGUUUCUCAUGUCAAUAGUGAGCUGUAAAGAAAUAAAAAAAGAUCUCAUUUUAAUCAUCAGUACAGAAAGAACGAGGUCUGUUUCAGUUCGCACUAUUUAUUUAGAGUGUUUUAAAUAGAGUUUCCAUGUAACAUGCGUAAAAAUUAGAUUUAAUAAUAUGCAUUAUUACAGAGUUUGUCUUGUUUAAAAUGUUUAGCAUUAUCUAUGCAGCUUAACGUCUCUAAAACAGGGUGGACAGCUAAAGGUUUGCUGCAUGAAGCCUUUAACUCACAUGGUGUUAUUCAAUCAGGCGGCCCAAAUGCUGAUCUUAAAAGUUUUAUCCGUUCAUUCAGAGGAAAAUGUAGCAGACAGACAAUCUGUCUGACUUUAUAGAGUGAAUUCAGGGAACACUUCACCUAGCUUUCAGUAAUCCUCUUCGUUAAACCACCUCUGCUUUUGAAAUCAUUGAAAAACUUUUAGAACCUGCCUAAUUUGUUACUAAAGCCAAUGUUCAUGCGCUACGGUUCAUAACCAAAGCAUGACACCUAACCCGAUGACUUGUGCAGCACAUUUACACCUGUGGACAAAACUGAACACUUUAGCUGAAACGCAAAUCGGAUUAAACGAUUGUUGAAAUAAUCGCCAACUAACUUAGUAAUCAAUUAAUUGUUAACUGGGUUACACAGACUAUGAAGAAGGCCAUUUGCUGAAGGAAUAAUAUACUCAAAGCAGUAAUCAGGCCAAAACUAUAGAAAAUAUGUACUUUAAGAUAAAAAGGGUGAAUAUGUUUUACCCAGAACUCAAGUGGCAGCUUUAGCUUCACCUGAUUAGAUUUCUGUUAAAGAAAUUCUCCUAUUAUUAAUCUCCAGUUGUUAUUAAUACAAAAAUGAAUCGACAGAUUAUUCCUGCACUGUUGAUGUUUAGUCAAGCAGAAAGGCUCAGCUUUCCACAGAUGCAUCCUUUGCUACAAAUGAUCAAGCACACACACUGAAGAAAUGCGAUGCUGCGGCAUGUUAGGCAAUAAAAUGUGCAUUUUAUUAUCUACAGAAGGAGUUUAAUUAUUUGUCUUUGUAUUUCUAAUAUUGCAUGAAAAGGGUUAAAUUAAAAAUCUGCAAGGUGUGCCAAUUUUUUAUUCGAUAGAAUGAUAACUAAAAUAAUCAGUGGAUGCAACCCUUCUGAAUGCAUAGUGGUCCGGGGUGAAAAAAAAAAAAAAAAAUUAACAGUAAGUGUAGAAAAUUACGCAUGAAAAGAAAACAAUCGAUAAUUUGAACCGCCGUCAUCAAGUCAGACGAUUAUCCCUGACAGCUCACGUAUUUUUCUGUGCCUGAUGCAGACUGACGCAGGAGAAGAAAACCUUUUCUCUCUCUUUUUUUUUUGGGGGGGACUUUUUUCACGUUGACAAUGAUUCAUUUUGAACGGAUAACAAAAGCUGAAGUCUCACACCGUCGUGCAGCUGUUUCAUCCGAUUCUGAGGAGCCAAACUAACAUAACGUGCGGUGAUAGUGAGGUACAGUUGCAGAAAGUGUUUGAUGAAAAAAAGUUCUUGUAGGUGAUUUCAGUUAUUUUUCUUAUCUUUGGCGCGGCUUUUGAUCAGCAGUGGGACAUGACCUCGUUCUGCUCUUGUUUUUAGAAGGGACCCUGCUGGGAGUAGGUGUAGACUCUUUGAUUUAGCACAAGAACUGAAUCAUUGCAGUUUUUACAUUAUGUACAAUGUAAAUGUUGAGGUAAGAGACCAAGGUUCAAGGAAAGUAAUGAGUGGAUCAUUUCAACUUAUGUUGCAUUUUGCUUUGUUUUUUUUUUUUUAUGCCUUCAAUUAGAAAAUGAUCUGUGCUGCUUAAACCAAAAAUUCCUGGAGUCUAAAUGAAAAGAUCCAUUAAGAUUUGACAGUGUAAGCUCCUACACACACACUCAUUCUCCUUAUCUUUUUGUUCUUCUGCAAACAGAUAAGAAAAAUAAUUUUUUGCAACUGAAAUUGGUAUGUCUCGCGGUUAAACCAGCAGAAAACAACUUCAAUCUAAAGAAGAGAAUACAGUUUUAAUCACACAAGCUGUAGAAGACGUUUGUGGAUAAUUUUAUCUCCUUUUUCUCUUGUCUCUCAUUUCCUGUUUCCUAUUAUGCUCAUGUAUAAAUGUAUAAGUAGAGAACUGAAAUUGCAGAGGGUCAUGCAAAUCACACUGUUCUGGGUAUUCACACUGGUUCUAUUAUUUGUGUACACGUACUGAACUGGUGGUGUGUGAGGGGAGAAAGAAAAACGUCUGUUACAGCUUGUUUCCACUGACAUAUUCACCCAUCUUAAACACACACACACACACACACACACACACACACACACACAUAGCUCAUAUAGAAACAAGGUUCGUAUAGUUUCAAAGUGAAUGUGUGGCUGUCUUCAAUAGAAGCAACUGGGAGAUCUAAAAAUCACCUACCAUGAAGGGAUUUUUUUUUGGCUUUCUCUCCUUCCCCACAUUAACCUGGGGCAAUUAGUCGUCUUAAUCAGUCAGUUUCUUUUACAGAAUAGAAAAACUUAUAACUGAAAAUUGUGUAUUUACACUUACGCUCCUGUUUUCAUGAGUAAAGUCCUCCUGCUCGUUAAGUCUGCAGAAAGGGAGAAAUUUUAUCACUGAAAAGCGCCCUGACAAAGAUGGCGUUGAUCAGUCCUUCCACCGCUAGCAAAAACCACCUCCAGUAAGAUGAUGGACACCACAGUCGCCAACAGACUCUGUUACGCCGUCGUUACGUUUAAUGCAGGGAUCAGCAGGGGCGUCCGUUUUCCCGUCAUAUCCACUUCAGCUUCUGAUUAGACGUCUGUCCUGCUAAAUGAAAUUUGCUCAGACCCACAAAUGAGAGAAAAAAAACAAACAAACAAAAAACACCUUACAAUUACUUGUAAAUAUUAGGUUUUAAAAUAAUACUUUAUUUUAGUAGAAACUUUUGCCAAAACAAAACAAAAAAAGAAUGUUUGCAUUUUCUUCUGUGGAAUAUUUAUGUUUAUCCACAAUUAUGUGACAGAAUACUAAAAGACGGACAUGGUUUCUAAUCUAAUCGUGAUUAAAAAGAAGAACAGAAAAAUGUCAAAGUUUUUAAGAGCCAUAGUGGAAAGUUCAAAGAAUCACUGGAGCCACAGGCUGCAGACCCCGGCCUCAGACCUUUGAGUGUCUGACAGAGGGAAGCAGUGGGAGGUUUACCUGCGGGCCGAAAGGUCGAACGGCAGCCAUUAAAGAUGAUAUUUCAUUGGAUAUAUUUCCCGUAAUAAAAACUCAACUGAGUGACAAACUGUUUAUAUCUGUUUCAGGAUAUCACAAUAUAUUUAAAUGUAUAUUUUUAAGUGUACUGAAAAAAUUAAAAAGGUAAUGUGUGUGCAUUUGGAGUGUUGGAAGCACAAGAAUCACGAAGGAAUUAGUGAACAACAUCAGGGAGAAAACAUGUUUGUUUGAUUGUUCUGGUUCUGAUCUGAUAUUUUUAUGGAAGCUGUGCAAAAG